Colletotrichum karsti is the source of this 864-nucleotide messenger RNA. RefSeq names its product short chain dehydrogenase reductase family. Lineage: Eukaryota; Fungi; Ascomycota; Sordariomycetes; Glomerellales; Glomerellaceae. The transcript has 4 exons. Gene Ontology annotation, cellular component: intracellular anatomical structure. The record is from RefSeq and is a predicted model, not a curated record. Gene Ontology annotation, molecular function: oxidoreductase activity, acting on NAD(P)H, oxygen as acceptor. Bases 1 to 864 code for a protein of 287 amino acids.
AUGAGCAACACCGCAGCCCCGGAGUUUCGGGAGGUGAAGACUCGACAGGGGGGGUCUCACAUUCGCUCUCUGGACUUAUUCCGCCUCGACGGUCGUACCAUCGUCAUUACCGGCGGCGCUGGAUAUCUGGGAAUUGAGGUAGCUGGGACGGUUCUUGAGGCCGGAGGCGACGUCGUCUGCCUCGACAUCGUAGCAUCGCCGCCCGAAGAGCCAUGGAGCAACCUCGCCGAUCUUGCUAAGCAGCACGAUGGGAAGAUCUGCUAUGUAAGACUGGAUGUCACCGACGCCAAAGCCAUCUCCGACACGUUUGCGAAGUUUGUUCCGGGUCUGAGGUAUCCGAUUCGAGGUUUCGUCGGAUGCGCCGGCGUUUCCGACAACGAUCCGGCUCACGAGUUUUCUAUCGAACGCUUCCGACGGUUGAUGGAGAUCAACGUUACUGGAACCUUCGCAGCGGCGCAGGCCGUGGCGUUGGAGAUGAAGAAGGCUGAUGUGAGCGGAAGCAUGGUUCUCGUAGCCAGCAUGAGCGGGACAAACGUCAAUAAAGGCGUAGAUACUGCGGCAUACAACAGCUCCAAGUCCGCCCUACUCCAGCUUGCCAGAUCGCUGGCGGCGGAAUGGGGUUCCCGGAAGGGUAUGCCGCUCGUUCGCGUUAACACUUUAUCGCCCGGCUAUAUCCGGACCCCCGCGACGACGGAGGCUCUUCAGAAGCCGGGGAUGGAGAACCAGUGGACCGGGGAUAGUAUGCUAUACCGCCUAAGUCUGGUCGAUGAGUUCCGGGGGCCUGUACUGUUCAUGCUCAGCGACGCGAGCAGUUUCAUGACUGCCGCUGAUCUGAGGGUUGAUGGAGGGCACUGCGCUUGGUAG